Messenger RNA from Etheostoma cragini (Arkansas darter), 2186 nucleotides. RefSeq names its product complexin 2, like (gene cplx2a). NCBI's taxonomy places the organism in Eukaryota, Metazoa, Chordata, Actinopteri, Perciformes, Percidae. Gene Ontology annotation, cellular component: terminal bouton; SNARE complex. The record is from RefSeq and is a predicted model, not a curated record. The transcript has 4 exons. Gene Ontology annotation, molecular function: syntaxin binding. Gene Ontology annotation, biological process: synaptic vesicle exocytosis; regulation of neurotransmitter secretion; neurotransmitter transport. The coding region runs from base 295 to 696 and encodes 133 amino acids.
CUCUCAUCUCGUCCUGCAGGACUAUACACUCUUCUUCCUCCGCUGCUGCAGCCUGACUCUGACACAACCGGCAUGUCUGCAAACUGAGAGCCGCACAGGAAAGACACAACCCCCCCCCUUUAAGACGCACAACUUGUGUUUUCUUUCUUCCCACUGAAGCAGAAAAGAAGGCUGGUUAUAAUACUGCGACGAGCCUUUUAUUUUUGGAGGGAAACAUACUUGGAUAAGGCUCAAAACAAGGUCUGUCCCCGAUUACGUGACCACUGAAGGAAGAGAACACAGAACUGCUUCAUCAUGAAUUUUGUAAUGAAAGCUGCGAUGGGAGGAGGUCCUCCUGAUGUGGGGAAGAUGCUGGGUGGGGAGGAGAAGGAGGAGGACCCUGACGCAGACAAGAAAGAGGAGGAGCGACAGGAGGCGCUGAGGCAGCAGGAGGAGGAGAGGAAGGCCAAAUACGCUAAGAUGGAGGCUGAGAGGGAAAGCAUGAGGCAAGGCAUCCGGGAUAAGUAUGGCUUGAAAAAGCGCGAGGAGGCCGAGGCUGAGGCUGCAGCUGCUGUGGAGGAAGCUGCAGAGGGCAGCUUGACUCGACCCAAGAAGUUGGUGCCGGCCGGCUGCGGUGACGAGGAGGAAGAGGAAAGCAUCAUGGACACAGUCAUGAAAUACCUGCCAGGCCCACUGCAAGAUAUGCUGAAGAAGUAGGCUAGCCUGCUAGCUAAUGCUAACGUUAUCUAGCUUAGUUCAUAGACUACAUUCACAAGGUUGGCUUAAAUCAGGUUUUUUUCCAUCCACAUUACACGUGGACAUUGCAAAUACUUAAAUGAAGAUUCAUCUGGUAUGGUGUUUUGUUUUUUGGACAAAACUAAGUUUUAUGGUGGGGGAAUGAAUCAGACGUGAACCAGCAGUGUGGAUUGCAGCCAUUAGACUAAGCUAGGCUGACCCAACGAACAGGUGAACGUUAGUUUGACUGACGUUAACGUUAGCUAUGUUACACUAAUGGAGCUAACAGCAAGCAGAGGGUCUCAAAAAACACAAUGUUAGAUGGUUUAUCCUUCUAGUCUAAGACGUUUUAAACUCCCUUUUAUCUCCUCUGCAGAGCUUUCGCAGCACUGAAAAAUAAUAUACCUGUCCACCAAGCUGUUCACUCAAUUUGUACAUAAAUAAAUUCAUACAUUACGAGCCUCAAUGUGGGCAAACAAUCAUAAAAUAAUAUAUGAAAGUACUAUACUAAUUGUGUGUCUGUCUCUAAAAUAAAAAAAAAGCGUGAUAACUUGAUAAGCCAUAUUUUAAAAAGGAAAUUUAAAGACUACUGUUGUGUGCUCCUUAAGCUACUGUUUUGUGUUUGACCAUGUCUGAAACUUACGUAAAAUCUUUUGCACACAACGUUACACAUUCUCUGUCAGACCUAUUGUCUGUCUCCCCUACACAUACGUGUAAUAACAUUCAUGUAGUGGUGUUUAAAAUGUUUCUAAACCCCUUGUUCAGUGCGUCUCUUUUUGUCUUGCAUGCCAUUUGUCUAGACAUGUUUGUUGUGUGAAUAUGUACAACCUGCCCCUUUUAUCCUCUUCUGUAUCAUGCAAAAAAUAUUAAGGCAAUAACUCCUAAGUUUGAGUGUGUUUUCACUACCAUGUCGAUAUAACCGUUAUUAAUAUCAGUAAUGAAAAAAAUGAUAUAUGCAUUCAGGAAAUUUCAUUUACAGGUUUGCAGGGUUUUCUUUUUUGUUGUCUCAUUGUUUCGAUGAGGAAUGACCGUGUAAACGUUCAUACAACAGCCAAAACCUUAAGCUUUCAGCCAUAAAACCAGAACUUACAGAAUAUAUACUAUUACUAUCAGGAUAUACUACUGGGGAGGAAAUUCUGAAUGAAUAUGUAUUAAAAAAGAAGAAAUGUGUAUUUAUAAUAAGCAGUGUAAACUUUAAAGUGGACUACAAGUCUGAAUGUUGCAUCAUUUGAAGAUUUGCGAGAAAGAGACCACCUUUCAACACACACAUACACACACACAACAGAUGGGUAUUGAUUUAGUUGCACAGCAAAAACCAGAGGUGAAGUGACGCUUGAUUGAGUUCUACUCAUUGUUGGUUUAGAUGUGAGGAUGAGCCACAGUGGAAUGCCAUUGAGCAAUAAAGGAUUAUCAUGUAUGUUUCUGCCUGAGAUUAAAUAAAAACGUAAAACCUUGUUCACAAACAUUAAAAA